GCUCACUGCGCCGGCGCGCAGGCGCGAGCGCCUAAAGCGCCUUUCGGUGUCCAAGGACCUAGAUUUGUCCCCUCGGCCUGCCCCGUUCAAAGUCCUCUGAGCGAGGCCAAGAGAGACUGCCUCCACCUAAGGAUCAUUUUCCUCCGGCUCAGAAGCCUCUCGGCAGCAGGCUCUGGCCCUUGCCCUUUGACCCCGUGGCGGCGGGGUGAGAGGUCGGGUGGCCAUCUUGUGGCGGCGGCGCGGGCGGCUGUUACUGCGGAGACCUGUCCCCUCCCCCGCGCCUGGUACCCCUAGCUGUCUGUCAGUCGCCGGAGAGCCUUGCAGCCUGUCAGGAGAGGCCUGGGCCGAGUGCGGUCGCUCUCCCCGUCUCAUCGGGCGGCCCAGGCCGCUCCUCACCACCGCCACCAUGUCCUCCUUCUCAGAGUCGGCGCUGGAAAAGAAGCUCUCCGAGCUGAGCAACUCUCAGCAGAGCGUGCAGACCCUGUCCCUGUGGCUCAUCCACCACCGCAAGCAUGCAGGACCCAUCGUCUCGGUGUGGCACCGUGAGCUCCGCAAAGCCAAAUCAAAUAGAAAGCUUACUUUUCUGUAUUUAGCAAAUGAUGUCAUCCAAAACAGUAAAAGGAAAGGACCUGAGUUCACGAGAGAAUUUGAAUCUGUCCUUGUGGAUGCUUUUUCUCAUGUUGCCAGAGAGGCAGAUGAAGGCUGUAAAAAACCUUUAGAAAGAUUGCUGAACAUCUGGCAAGAACGAAGUGUGUAUGGCGGCGAGUUCAUACAGCAGCUGAAGCUGUCUAUGGAGGACUCCAAGAGCCCUCCCCCCAAAGCAAUGGAAGAGAAGAAGUCUCUAAAACGGACUUUUCAGCAGAUACAAGAGGAAGAAGAUGAUGACUACCCUGGAAGCUACUCUCCUCAAGAUCCUUCAGCAGGCCCCCUCUUGACUGAGGAGCUAAUCAAAGCUUUGCAGGAUCUGGAAAAUGCAGCAUCAGGGGAUGCUACUGUUCGACAGAAGAUUGCUUCUCUGCCCCAGGAAGUGCAGGAUGUGUCGCUGCUAGAAAAAAUUACAGACAAAGAGGCAGCUGAACGUCUUUCAAAAACAGUAGAUGAAGCAUGUCUGUUACUAGCGGAAUAUAACGGGCGCCUGGCAGCAGAGCUGGAAGACCGGCGCCAGCUGGCUCGGAUGCUGGUGGAGUACACCCAGAACCAGAAGGAGGUUUUGUCAGAAAAAGAGAAAAAGCUAGAGGAGUAUAAACAGAAGCUUGCUCGAGUAACCCAGGUCCGCAAGGAACUCAAGUCCCACAUUCAGAGCUUGCCAGACCUCUCACUGCUGCCUAAUGUCACAGGGGGCCUGGCACCUCUGCCCUCUGCUGGUGACCUCUUCUCAACUGACUAGGACAGGUAUCAUGCCCCAGAUUCCCUUGCGUGCCAGAGAAAAGAAGCAAGUCACUGUUGGAGACAGCCUUCUGGCCCCAGCUCCAUCUCUUCAGCCAGCAUCUGCCUCAGUCAUGAAGCCGGGGGGGGGGGGGAGGUUCUGACUUCUCGUUCUCCUCCCACUCCCUCCUGAGCACAGUUCAGAACCGUGCAAAUGGACUCAGUUUCAAUUCGUAUUUGUAAGAAUACAGACUCUCCCUUCCACUCAUGUUCUCAUGCCCCUGUUGCUUUUCCAUUCUUAGCUCUAUAUUACACCCAUAAGCCAUGAAAAUCAUGUGUACUUCUGGAAGCUUUUGAGAGAAUCUUGCUUCAAGUGACAGCACAUGUCAUGGAGGUCUGAGCCAGUCUUGGCCAGGUUCGGAACAGGUUCCCAGUGAGGGAUCCAAGCUGCAGGCGUUGGCUCACCUGGCCACCAUCUGCCCACAAGGUCAGCAGCACAGCUUUGCCACAGAGAGUUUGCCAAAUUGCUGACCCUUCCCAACCACUACUUAUGCUAGAGAAGUGUUGUCAAGGUUAGGUGUGUUUGUUUUGCAAGCAUUUUAGAGAAUCUAGUAAUAAGAUUCAAAGCUGAUCUAGGUCAUAGUCACAGUGCAGGUGCAGAGUGACAGGGAUCCCAAGUCAUUUGCCUGGUUUCUCCCCACAGCCUUCCCGUGCCAUACUUCUCAAGGGUCCCCAGGAUCAGAGUUCCUUCCUAAAGCAUGACCCUGUGGCCCGCUGGUGCUGUGAAGAUAGCUGUUGAGAUAGCAUGCCCAGGCCAAUGAAUGCUGCACAGGUAGAGUCUAGGCUGUUGUGCAUGUUGCUCUCACCCUUCUGUCAGGGACAAGAGUAUACACUAAUGUUGCUCAAAGGGCAUGCAUCCACUGUGUGGUGACUAAACUUGAACAUCUCUGCAGAUAGGACACUGAGCAUGCCAGGCACUUGAUGCCACUAUGUUCGUCUAUGCUCCCAUGCAAGGAGAGGAGAAUUCUCCCCUCCAGCAGAGGAAGGGAACAGAGGGAGGCUAAUUUGGGUUUUAAUUCCAUUAUCAUGCCAGCUGACGUUAUGACUGAAUGAUGUAGUUAAGAUUUUUAUCUUACGUCUAGUGAGGAUUGGGCCUGGACCUGGAAAUCAUUCUAAUCUGGCAGGUUCAUUUUUGACAUUGGAAAGGAUAGGGCAAUCAUUUUGCCCUAUUAGCAUUAUAGGAAUUGUAUCCGGAGCUGAAGUCCAAAAGCCGUAAGAAGGAAUUCAGUGAAGGGGAUUUGAGAAGUUUCAUUACUUUGAGUUGCCGUUCUCAGGAUUACUGACAAAGCACACACUGUUUUACAUGUUAAGGCAAACCUGUGUGUCACCAAGUAGGCAGGCCUCAUUCUGAGAAGCCGCCCCAUCUGUAAGAGGUGGGAAUGGUAGUACUCAGUUCCACUGUGCAGAGCCAGGUCUCGUGGGAGCCGUGGCAUUCACGUCGAAUGCAGGCUGCUAUUUGCUUGUUCAUUCUACCUGUUCUGUCAGCAUUGUUUUCUCCAGAGGCCGCAGGACAGCACUUACUUCGGUGACAGCCCAGUCUCUGCCUUGAACCCCCCUCACACACAAACACGGUGGCCACUCUAAUGUCACAUGGGCACACCGUUUCUAAACACCUCCCUCACACACUGCUUUCCCACAGAAGCAGUUGUUUGCCAGCCCCAGACCAAAGGACUGAAGCAGCCCUGCUCUGAUCACUAGGAGGGAAGAUGACAACAUAAUGGAUUUAACUCACUGCUGUGUUUUAUCCUUUGGAGUCUGAUCAGCAAUCAGUGCAUAAUUCAGGACACGAACCUGUAGCGAUUAUGUAAAUGGAUGUGUUGGCCUCUUAACACCAGUUACUAGCAGACUUCCUGUGAGGAAGUUAGUUUCCUUUUAAUGAAAUGCUUCUGUUUUUUAAUCCUCCUUGUUGUGUGCCCCCAGUCUCCUGACUGUGUGCUUACUUUCCUUGUUUAAUUUAAAUGAAACUUCUGGUCCCUGAGAGUUGAUCUGGCGGGUGGGGUGGGUGACUUUUGGUUUUGUGUUUAUUUAGGGCAUCCAUAGGCCUCAAGGAUUUUUCCUUUAGGGUCCUAUUUCUCAGAAAGUCUUCAGUCUUUGUUUUUGUUUUGUUUUUCUUAAAGGAUAUUUUUAAAGCUUAAAUUUGUAUAUUAAUUUAGGACUUUAUUUAGAAGUAUAGGCUGCUGUUGGUGGCAGCAGUAUAUUCUGAAAUGUCUCAUAGAUAUAUAUUUUUGAAUAAAGAUGGUGUUGUUGAACAACAUGUGAUGUUUCUUCUCCCUCCCUGUGUGGUGCUUAGUGAUCAUCUAUGGAGAAUGUCCUGUCAGCACAGGGUGAACUCACCCUCAGUUCUUUCUCGGAGCUCAGUUGGCCAGUUAGCAGUCUGCACUGCUGCAGUGAGGGCUGACCGCACUUGAUCCUUGUGCAGGAGUGAGGGCUGGCAGGGCCAGUGACCCCCCUGAACACACCGAGGACAGCCUGGCAAGCCUGGGGCUGCAGUAUUUUCAUGCACACCGUCAGGCCUCAUGGGAAUGGUUUGAUUUGCAGUAUGCUGAAGCUGCUCUUGGAAAAAAUGCAAAAUAAAACACCGUCUUUUAAAACCA
Meriones unguiculatus (Mongolian gerbil) is the source of this 4019-nucleotide messenger RNA. It is a transcript of the gene Rprd1b, whose product is annotated as regulation of nuclear pre-mRNA domain containing 1B. The transcript has 7 exons. Lineage: Eukaryota; Metazoa; Chordata; Mammalia; Rodentia; Muridae. Bases 407 to 1387 code for a protein of 326 amino acids. The record is from RefSeq and is a predicted model, not a curated record. Gene Ontology annotation, cellular component: RNA polymerase II, holoenzyme. Gene Ontology annotation, molecular function: RNA polymerase II C-terminal domain binding. Gene Ontology annotation, biological process: mRNA 3'-end processing.